AUGAUGCGUGUUAUUCCGAGACGGUGGAUUUUCUCCAAGCCAGUCUCGGACCUGCCAAGUCGCCCUUAUGAGCCGAGUUUUGUUCAACGAUUCGCGGAAAAGUACUCGAUCGCGAAAAAGGAAGAAACGAGAGAUUACGUGACGAUUCUAGAGGAAAACCAGAGCAUGAUCGUGGGAGCGACGAAUAUGCACGCGCCGACAAAGUGGAAAAUUAAUUAUUAUAUCGGAUUCUUCGUGAUUCUUUUCGUCAGAAUGGGUUAUCGUGAAUCUCAAGAGCCUGGCGGAUAUUUACGAAACACGAUUCUGGGCGAAAUGGGUCCAAACAAUCGAUUUAAAUGCGCUCGCGACGAUUUUUUGAAAAUCAAAGGCAUCGUGUUCGAGCUGUUCGAAAUGGCGGCGCAAGAAGAGUUGUUUUAUUCGAUGAAUCCGCACAUGCGCGAGUUCAAAAACGUUAAAUUUUAUUCUUUUCCAGAAGAUGAAAACAGAAUGUGCCCGAUUGAGCGCGUUAAUAUUCCAGUGCUCGGCUCCUGCUGA
This is a messenger RNA of Oikopleura dioica, 534 nucleotides long. Lineage: Eukaryota; Metazoa; Chordata; Appendicularia; Copelata; Oikopleuridae. The record is from the annotation of a GenBank genome assembly.